UUCAUGAAUAUAGUUAUGCAAAGGAUUUAAGUUAUAGUAAAAAUGACAGACGAAAGGAAUUUCCGUUCGUCCUAUUACGAAAAAGUGGGCUGUCGUGGAGUGGAAGAAAAGAAGUCGUUAGAGAUAUUAAUGAAGGAGAAACCAUGGGAUAAAGUUAAAUUGAAGCAAUUUUGCCUACGUUUUAUGGUGCCUGCUUCUUAUAGGAACUUAGUGUGGAAAGUACUACUUGAUAUAAUUCCAGUGUACGCAGACUCACAUCAAUUUGUAAUGGAACAAAGGAAGCAACAGUAUGGGGAUCUGCUGUACGCUGUGGACAUGCUGGAUCUGGUAGACAUGUCUGCACCGAGAACGGAAAUACUCCUAGCCAUGUGGUUACUUGAAAAUGAAGAGAGAAGACCACCUUUAUUUCCUGAAACUAACUUUAAUUCAGCAGACACUUUCCUCCCAAUUGCGAAGACAUUGAUAGAACUGUAUGACAAUGAGGUGGAUGUCUACUGGCUGUGUAAGAGUUUAACAGACAUUGUACGCAACAUGCAGAAAGAUCUUCCCAAACUGAAGGAAGCAUUCCAAAGCAUGCUGGAAAAAGAAGAUGUGGAACUUUUCAACCAUCUUGUGGAUAUCAAUGCGCUGGAUGUUCUGCCUCUCACGAAGUGGUUUAAUUCCUGCUUUGCCGGUGUUCUUGAUGUAACUUCACUGCCAAAGAUUUGGGAUAAGGUGUGCAGCGGCGCGCCUAAAAUCCUCUCCGUUGUUGCUGUGAUGCUGGUCAUUACGCUGCGGAGGAAUAUAUUGAAGGCUCAAAAUGGAGAUGAAGUUCUUAAAUGUGUCUCAGAGAUACCAGAACAAUGUGAGGAAGUGGUCGCAAAUAAGGCGAUAGAACUGUGGCAGUAUGGCGCCCAGCCACAAAAUGAUCAGCUCGCCAAGAAAUGAUGUAUGACCUUCUAAUGGGCUGGCCCCAUUAGAAGUAAAAAGUGUUUAACAAUCAGCCAAGAAGAAGAACCUUUAUGGAACAUCUGUGAGAAGAAAAUUAUGAUCGCAGCGCCUCUAAUACUUCGCUAGCACACUAGCGCCCCUUUCUCCGCUCUCUCUCUUUAUCUUUCACCUGGCCAUAUAAGUUUGUGGGAAUUAGACUAUAGAAGUUUUUGAUACUUGAGGUGUUAUGCUCUAUUAUGCUUUUGAAAUGUGCAAUUGCCUUGUCUACAUUAGAAGGGUUAAAAAUGGUUCAGGCUUUUUAAUAGGCAUAUAAAAACCUUAGGCUGUUUAAUUAUUGUAAUGUACUGACUUUGUUAGAAUAUACGCGUAAAUGCUUUGUAGUAAGUUUGUCUUAGAUUGUUAUAUAUUUUUAUUUCAUAAUCAUUUAGAAUGUCGAUCACGUUUAGAAAAUACACAAAUAUAGCAAGUAAUUUGGUCAAUUCUAGAUUUUUCAUCAUGUAACAGUGUUAUAGUCUGUGAAUGUGAAAUUAAAUCUUGUCGUACCUUAAUAAAUGAAAGCGUUUGGAAAAGUU
Molecule: messenger RNA, 1502 nt
Organism: Papilio xuthus (Asian swallowtail)
Lineage: Eukaryota; Metazoa; Arthropoda; Insecta; Lepidoptera; Papilionidae
Gene: TBC1d7
Product: TBC1 domain family member 7
Exons: 6
Coding region: 43-927 (294 amino acids)
Biological process (GO): negative regulation of TOR signaling; activation of GTPase activity
Molecular function (GO): GTPase activator activity
Source: RefSeq, a predicted model, not a curated record